This is a messenger RNA of Monodelphis domestica (gray short-tailed opossum), 5627 nucleotides long. It is a transcript of the gene IL27, whose product is annotated as interleukin 27. NCBI's taxonomy places the organism in Eukaryota, Metazoa, Chordata, Mammalia, Didelphimorphia, Didelphidae. Gene Ontology annotation, biological process: regulation of T cell proliferation; regulation of T-helper 1 cell differentiation. Gene Ontology annotation, molecular function: interleukin-27 receptor binding. The record is from RefSeq and is a predicted model, not a curated record.
AUAGGGCUCUAUUAUUCUCAUUUGGUCCUCACAAAAACCCUGUGAGGGAGAAUGAGGAACAUCUGUAUUUUCCAGAUAAGACAGAGUCAGGGCCAUGAAUUGGUUAAGGUCUUAGAGAAGUAAGCAGUGAGCAGGGGGUAGAGCUGGAAUUUUUUGACCACAAGUCCUGUGUCUUUCCCAUGACCCCAUCAGUUAUAAAGAGAUGUAUUCCCCACUCCCCUCUAGCUCCAAACCCUUCAAGGACCCAGACUGGGCUCUGAUGUUACCUCCCUAGGUGAUUCAAGGGAGUCCAUUCCUGGCUAUGGUUUUUCUUGAGCUACAGGCCAAGUUGUGGGGAGUUAUCCUUUUUGUUUUCAAGGUGAUGCCUGGAUGAAAGAGUUUUGUCACCUGGGAGCUGACUCCAUAGAGGUUAGGAACUUCUGUUUACCAAUAGAAGGAUUCCCAGGCACCCUAAGGGGAAGCCAGAAAGAGAGCCUCUGUGGCUUCAUGGUGAGCUCUUCAGGUCAUAAUUAAUUUUAAAGCUCUUCUCGCCUCAUCCCAAGGAAUAACGUGGGACUGUGUGAGAGAAGUGGAGUUCUGGAUUUGAUUUCUCUGUUCAGGACACAGUCACUUGUUAACUAAAGCAGUGCUCCAAAGUUCCCAUCUGUUAGAAUUGUAUUAAGGAAAGGAAGUAAGAUUCCUAGAAGACCAAAGUUUUGGAAGAACCAAAAUUCCCAGAAGUGAAAAAUGUCCAGCAAAGCCCUAGCUGCUGUGGCUUUCCCUUUGCCUGAUAAGGGAGGUCAGGCCAAGUGGUCCAUAAGAAGAAAAGCUAGUUCAUUCUGGAGGUGAAGCCCAACAUAUCCCUAAGGCUGGCACUUUGCUGAAUCCAGUCUCCAUUAAUCUUCCACACCUCUACACCCUUUUUAUAAUUUGGUCAUACCCAUCUCUGAUCAUUAGCUUCCCUUGACACAUCUAAAAAAAAAAGUUUCACUUCUUAGGAAGGAAAAAGUCCUUUCUCCAAGUAGCAUCCCAUUAUGGCAGUGACUCAAAAAGGAUCAUACAUCCUUAAGACAGCCCUGGGUCUCUCUUCCCUCAAGACAAUUGGUUCCUGGCAGCCCUUAGCUCUGGAGAGUGAUUAGGUCCCUGGGGAAGAAAUUGGUAUUUCCCUGGACUAGCUGAGAAGCCCUAGAAGGCCAACUCUGACAGUGCCCAUGCUGAAGGAUGGUGGGAGGGGGAGGAUAAGGAAGGGGAAGCCCCCUCUAGUUUCUUUCUCACUGCCAGGGACCUAGCUGGGAAAUCCCACAGGCUAUAAAUGGAAAGUGGCAGCAGUAACUGUUGGGAAGAAUAAGAAACCCCUAAUACUGCCCCCCCCUGCCAAAGAUGGGAAAUCCUGGGGAAGAGGACAAGAAAAAGGGGGCAAGCCUGGGGUCUUAACCUGUUGACAAGCAUAAGAACUGUAAGGGGCAUCGCCAGUGAAGACAGUUCUCUUUCUCAUGUUUCUGAGCCAUAUCCCUCACUGCCAUGAUCUAAAGUGUUAGCACUAGCUAUGGUCUAAUGGCAAAAGACUGAUUUUGUAAUCCUCCAGAUUUUCUUUUAAUCCUAGCCACAGGCCAAACACUCAUUUUGGUCAUAGAUUGACUCCAAUUCUGGCCACAGAUUUGCUCAUUUUUAGCCCUAAACUGACCCCUAAUGACCACAGAAUAAUGCCAACCUAAGGGAUUAAUCCCUAAAAUCAAUUACAGUUUAUCUAAGCACAAGUUAUUUUUUUUAAACCCUUGCCUUCAGUCUUAGAAUUGAUAUUAAAUUUCAUUUGUAAGGCAGAAGAGCAGUAAGGGUGAGGCAUUUGAGGUUAGGGAUUAAGUGAUUUGCUCAGACUCAGAAAGCUAGGAAGUGUCCCAGUUCAGGUUUGAACUCUGGACCUCCAGUCUCCAGGCCUGGCUCUAUCCGCUGAAACACUUCGCUGCCCUCAAGCAGAAUAUCUUAAAACUAUGCUGUGUAUGUGAAUAGUAGAGUAUGGUCCUUUUAGUACGACCUAUUGCUUUGAACUUCUGGGAGAAAAAAAUCCCUCAAAACUACCUUCCCUCUGGCCAGUUGGUCAGUUCCAUUUAACAGGAAAGAGCCUCAUUCUAGAAAUGUACAAGAGAUAAGUAAAUGUGGGACAAACUAUGCUGCCAAUGUAGGAAGUAUUCUGUAAAUAGUUGGAAUUGUUAAAAUUUCAGAGAGAAUGAGAUGAUCCAAGAAGUGAACUGGAGAUAGUAAAUGAGGGAGAGGAAGAGCUGAGUCCUAGCUACCCAAGAAGAAAGGCAGUCUGUGAUGAUCCCAACCCCUAUGUUGUCAAAAACUCCAGCCUCCAUGGGAAGGGAAAUUACAUUUCCCCAUUUUGGAGAUUGACAGCAAAGCUGAAAGUGUAAGUAGGAAGGAAACCGAAAGUGGGGACUGGUCCCCUUAUAAGAACCCUAAGAGAGGGGGAUGGCUGGUAAGAAAGACAUUGCCAGAAGAUGAGAGACGGGAGCUGUCGUGAGUCAAUGGAAUAGGGAGUGGGCUAAUAGAGCCUCUGGAAUUGAAGGGGGAUUUUAGGAUGAGGGGUGGAGAGACAAAACUGUGGGGGUCAAGGGUUUGUGUUAUAGAGCCAAGGACUAAGGGAAAAGAUUCCCUGAAAUAAUAUAAUAAUAAUAAUAAGAUAAAGUUGAAGGGGAAAGAGAGGAGUUGAUUGAGAAGGUGAGAGGUGGGGCCCUGGAUAUACUGAAAGGAGGUUAGGGGCAGGAGGAAGGUAUUUAAAGUUCAAUACUAUAGCCUAAGACUGAGUGAAAGAAUCUGUUAUACUUGGCAUCAUGAAGUCUAGUGGUUUAAAGAGUAAGAAUAGGGUUGCCUAGGGGCCAGUUCAGCUUCUGGUCAUAAAGCCCCUAGGUGAGUAGGUUUUUCCAUUGAGUUUCAGGCUGUAUGACUACCAUCACCCAAAUUUGGAUUCUUUAGAGGGGGAAAAGUAAUGGUGCUAGACUUCCUCUGUCAGAAUAGUAUUAAACUGGGAUUCAAGAACUAAGGAUCAUGUUGGUCCCUCAUCCCAAAUAUAGGACUGUCUGGAAGACCAAGGGCAGUGAUAAUGUUUCAACUCUUGAUCCCACCCCCUGAAGAGCUUCCCAUGCAACUGAGAUGGGAGGAAUAAGGGAUCUUGGAUACUGAAAUCCAAGAGUUGGACAAGAAAAUGGAGAGGGCAGAAAUGGAGAAGGCAGAGGCUAGGUUAAGGUUUAAAGGGUGGGGUUCCUUAUUUGGGGAGAAGGAUGGCUUGAACAAGGACAAGGAUGAGAUCAAGGGCAGGGUUCUAAUUUGUGUUUUGAGGAGAGUUGGAUAAUUCUAGUGAUAAGAUUUCCUUUUACUUAAAGAAAAGCCCCAGUCCACCAAUCUUUUCAAACCCCCAUAUCUCUACCCAUUCCACUACUUUUUAAUUCUGCCUUCUCCUUCAUCCUUCCUUUGAAUCUUCAUUCCUCUUUCCCACCCUCUAAACCUGUCCUUCCAAAGUUUUCCCUUCCUCAGUCCUUUCUUUUAGCUUCCAACCUUUUUCUCUCUCUGACCCACACCUAUCUUCCUUUCCUUAACCUUUAAUCCUUUGUCUUUACCUGAUCACCUUCCCAUUACCCAUUCCUUUAGUUCUAUACCUUUGUACUCUUUUCCAAUUCUCAUCAUUCUUCCAAACCUUCAUUUCUCUGACCCUACAAAAUUCACCCAAAGUAUCACCCUCUUCUCUGAUGUCCACCUUCUCCUUCUGACCCUAUUCUUUGUCAUUACUCUAAUGUCCACUUAUCUUCUUUUCACCCCUCUAACCCCCAUCCCUUGAUAUCUUCCACAACCCUUUCUUGUGGUCCUGCAUGGCUUACCCUCUCUCUACCUGAUCUGUCAAUUUAAAAAAUUAGCAAACUUUGAAGUACCUUUUCUACCUUCUCUGUGGAGAGCAUGAUGCUGGGUACUGAGGGUAGUAUAAAAAUUAAAUAAAACAUACCUUGCCAUAUGUCAUUCAUGGAGCUUCUCUCUCUCUUUCUUUCUUCUCUCUCUCUCUCUCUCUCUCUCUCUCUCUCUCUCUCUCUCUCUCUCUCUCUCUCUCUCAUACACACACACAAACAUUCACAUUUCUGCAGCAGUUCUUGUCUCCCAAUUCUACUUCUCUACUUCUAAAUCCCUAUUCCUUUCUCCUUCCAUCCUUUCCCCAUUACAACUCAUUCUGUCUUUUCCCUGGAUCUCUUUUCAAUCCCUGAUAUUCUAGAUCAGGAGAGAAUCCAAUAUAUUCUGGGAAGUUUUAUCUAAAUUUUACUGGACCCCCAGGUUUACCUGAUCCCCAAUUCAAUCAGGUGAAAGGUACUGAAAACUCAUUGGUUUCUUGGGAUUGGGAGGCCCUAGGAUCCCUGGGCCAGACUAGUCCUGCUUUGAAGUCCAUUAGAGUUGGGGCUAUCUGCUCUCAAUGUCUGUGGUGUUCCUCUUUAGUUGCUUACUCAUUCCUUUCUCCCUUAUUCUACUUUUCCCUGAUUUCAUGUUCUCCUGCUUUUUUCAAGGGUUUAGUCUCUUGCUGCUCUCCUUGCUCCUGGACAAGGCUGUCAUCUGGGGGUUCUCAUGGCCCCGAGGGCAACCUCCCCAUGAUUUACUGGACUUGAGAAGUGAAUUCAAGAUCAGCCUGAGGCUUUCCAGAAAGCUACUGUCAGAGAUCCGGGGUAUUGCCCACCUUUUUGCAGAUACACACCUGGUUGGGGUGUCCUUGGACUUCCUACCCCUGAGGGAACAAUUUCCCAAUGUCACCAUGACACUCAAGACCUGGAUCCAACUUUCAGACCCAGAUCGACUUUGUUCCCUUUCUAGACUUCUGGGCCACUUCCAGGCUCCUCUGAGAGAACUGAAGGGCCAUCAGGGUUGGAAGGGUUCCCUGAGGAAAAGGCUGUGGAUGGCUCAGUUAGACCUUCGGGACCUGCAGUCACAUCUCCAUUUCCAGAUAAAGGCUAAUGGAUACUGUGCUCUGGAGGAUAAGGAAACUCAGGAACUGGAGAAGAGGAACUUAGAAAGAUUUUCUCUCCCUGUGCACCAAGCCUCCUGGCCACAACUCCUGAGUACCUACCAGCUUCUCCGAUCCCUGGAGCUAGUCAUGGCCCGAGCCAUCCGGGAUUUCCUGCUGCUCUCAAAGGGAAUUGCUCACACACAGAGUCCCUGACUACUCAAGUACAGUCUUCAACCAAGGGAUGACUUGUACUACUUACUUUACCUUCCAGGAUUGUUCCCCUCUUUCCCUUAUAUUUGUUUUUCAACCUGAAGCUAACUUCCCUGCCCUGAGCCAUUUGGGAGGGAGAGAUCCCAGACUUCAGCCCAAGUGUCCUUUCUCUGCCAGUAAUAUCAUCUCAGGGAAGGAGACUGUGGCAUAUGCCCCUUUGGUUUUCUCCCUCCUCACCUUCUGAGCCUAUUCCCAUCCCAUAAUUUAAGAGGCCUUCACAUUCAGUGAAGAUAUUUAUUUCUUAGAUAUUUAUUUAUUUUUCAGAAAAGUAUUGGUUGUAUUUAUUCUUUUUUUUUGAAAAAAAUUGAGGAUGGUCUUCCUUCUGCUCCCUGGAGGAACCCAGAGAGUAAGAUCAGAUACUUAUUCUUGGGGGACCUAAUAAUAAACAUCUACAACCCCUUUU